Rubroshorea leprosula is the source of this 2474-nucleotide messenger RNA. The record is from the annotation of a GenBank genome assembly. NCBI's taxonomy places the organism in Eukaryota, Viridiplantae, Streptophyta, Magnoliopsida, Malvales, Dipterocarpaceae.
UUUGUUUGCAUCAUCUCCACACAAAUACAUUUUAAGAAGUCAGACAUUGUAGACUGGUGUGAUAACCUUAACUUAAGAAGUUUAAUGGAACACUUCUUUUGCAUUUUUGUGGCAAAAUCUACCUCGUUGACCAUUGCUAAGCAUGCUUUCAUUGUAUUUCACAUGACAAGAUAGCUGCUUUAUCACCAUUGAAGCCACUGUCAAAUCUAGCCAGAGACCAAGAAGGGAAGCUAGGCAUGGGGGGAAUUUCUAAAGGACUAAUUUCCAGUUUGUCUGAGAGUUCAUGCAAUUCAGUGGAUCCCCAUCCAAAAUCUUGGUCUGACUUGUAUAUCCUAACAGUAGCAAAUAAUAUGAAUGGAAACAGGACCAACACCAAUUUGAUCCAGCAUGAAAGCAGUCUGUUCUCUAGCUCAUUGUCAGAAAUAUUUAGUAGAAAGCAUAAGAUAUCCUCUUUAUGCAUUCUGAGCGUGUAUGUUCUUGAUGUGUUUGAUCUGCUCCUCUCAGAUUUCCUAAAAGAAGAUACUUUAUUGGACUUAAUGCUUGAUGGUUCGACAGAUAACCCUUUUAAUUUGCCAGUGUAGUGCUCCAAACAUUAAUGGCAAACCUUUAAGGUUGGUUAGACCAUGAGGAAGAACCUUUAGAAUCCCUUGAAGAAAUUGAGGUGCAGACCAUUGGAAAUCUCCUUCCUGACAAAGAUGAUCUUUUUUCUGGAGUAAUGGGACUUGAUACUCCUGCCAAUAGGGGUAAUGAAUUAGAGGAUUUUGACCUAUUUAGCAGUGGUGGGGGCAUGGAAUCGGAAGGUGAUGAUCUUUUAGGUGUGGGUCAAGGAAACUCAGAUAUUGUAGGAGCAUCUAAUGGUUCAAUUGUUGGUGGACACCCUUCUAGAACACUUUUUGUGAGAAACAUUAACAGUAAUGUUGAAGAUUCUGAACUCAAGGCACUUUUUGAGGAUAAUACAUCUGAAAAAGACGUCAAUAAGGGAACGCUGGUGGUUUUCAAUCUUGAUGCCUCUGUUUCAACCAAUGGGCUUCAACAAUUUUUGUGUUUUUGGAGAAAUUAAAGUGUGACAUUGCUGGGAAGCAGAUCAAAAUUGAACCAAGUCCUCUAGGGGGUGUAAGACGUUUUAUGCAACUUUCAGACCAAGGGCAAGAUGAAUCUAGUAAUCUCUGUCAAAGUUCUUUGGAUGACUUGAUGGCAAGACGCGUGGCUGGGGUAAGUGCAUCUGGCUACAUGGAUAAUGGAUCCAGCCCAAUAUUACAUAAUGUUAUACGGUCACCUGUGAAUACAUUUAUUGGACCUAGUCAAAGUUCUAGUGGUCCAACCAUCUUGCCUUCUCCUGCAAAAGUGGCAUCCGUUCACAACCAAUUUAACCUUCGGGAGCCAAACCACACUCUAGAUGUAAUGAAGUUCCAGAACCAGUGCAUUACAAGUUUCCAUCUCCAAUCCUUUCCCGAGUAUCAUGAUAAUUUAGCCAAAAGCCCUCCAUCUAACUCCUCAAGCACCAUUCCGGACAUGGUUAACAGUUUUGUUUCCCAAAUGACUGAUGGACUUGAUAAUAGGAGCAUUCAUGGAGUGAGCCCAAAUGGGCAGUUGAUAGAACCUAAGGGAGGGGUUUUUGGAUCAUCUAGUAAUGGGAGCUGUUUGCUUCAUGGAAAUCAUUAUGCAUGGAACAACUCCAACUCACAUCAGCAGCACCCUUCAAGUGCCAGGAUUUGGCCCAAUUCGCCCUCUUUUGUCAAUGGUGUUCGGCAUAUGCCUGCAUUUCCUAGGGUACCUCCUGUUAUGCUGAAUCCAGCAUCACCUGUACACCACCACAUUGGGUCAGCACCACCGGUUAAUUCACCAUUACGGACAGGCAACAUGCCUAUGCUGGGAAAUCUCCUGACACCUCCAGUUUUCACUUAGGAUCUGUAAGGAAUGUUGGAUUUCCUGGUAGUUCUCCAUCACACCCUGUGGAAAUUGCUUCCUACAACAUUUUCUCACAUGCUGGUGGAAACAAUGGUGUGGUACACUCUCCUUAGCAAAUGUGUCACCUUUUCCCUGGAAGAAACCCUGUGAUAUCCAUGCCAGGUUCUUUUGAGUCUCCCAAUGAAUGUGUGAGAAAUUUCUUGCAGCAUAGAAAUGAAUUGAAUUUUAAUAAUGCUGAUAAGAAACAAUAUGAACUUGACAUUGACUGCAUCAUACACGGGGAAGACAGCAGAACAACGAUGAUGAUAAAGAACAUUCCAAACAAUUAUGUGAAUGAUUGUCCUGUUACACCAGCUAUUUUAUUCUUUAUUUACUUCAUCUUCUAACUUUCUAGUUAUACAUUUGUCAUUUGAUUUUAAUAUUUUUCUUUAUGUUGAAACCGUCAUAUGAUGGAACAUUUUUUCCUUCACUAAGGUCAUGUCUAGUUAUACAUUCCUAACUUCCUAUGGAAAUUUCUUAAUUUUUAGCUUGUUUUCAUAGUUUCACCUAGGAAUAGCCAGUCCCAC